AUGCCCCUCUCCACAUCCCCCAGGAAACAUCUCCCCGCCAUCCGCCUCGCCACUGACACCGCCCCAAGGUCCUCCACUCACACCUCUCGCUCCCAUGCCAGAAGGGACAGGGCACCAAGGCUAUCAAGAGGUGGAGAUCGGACACAGGACUGGGUCAGGCAGGUAGAACAGUCUCGUGCCAGGGGAGCCAUGCACAUCGUAGACGGCGACGAUCUGGUCAGCGUAGAUGAGCCGUACACCCAGCCAUCUUGUUGGUCAGAGUCUGUCUCAACAGACGUUUUCGACUCCCUCGUUGAUGAGCUCAACCCAUCCCCUUCCUCCCUUCCCUCUCUCCCUACCACCGCAAGCAUAAUCUCUGCCAAUGAAAGCCGCCGGUACAUCCUUCAGUCAGACUCUGAAGACGAAGAGGACAGGCGCAAAAACAAGAAGGAAUCAUCUUCGCGCCCGAGAUACAAUAGUCUUCUUUCCCCAGAGGCUCCCAAGGCCGCCAGGAAAAGCAGAAAGAGCAAAGACCAUGCGAGGUCGGUUCCCAAUAGCCCUAUAUCGCCUCUGGACCCUGCCGCGCCGAUAAUGGCUCCUUACGACUUGCCUGACGAAUACCAACCCCCAGAACCUUCACCACCACCCCCUCCGAAUCUAAAGCCGGUAGUCCCUGUACUGUCGAUCAAUGAUAUCAUCAACAGACACAAGCAGGCGUUGGGGGCGGCGGAAAAGGCUGUCAAUGACAGGGCGAGGAAGGAGAUGGGAUUGUCGAGGAAGGAGAGUCCCAAGAAAGAGUCGCUUGGCUUGAAGGAACUCCCCAGCCCGACGAAAGGAUCCCCCAUAAAGACCCUUAGCCCCAAAGAGCUUCCGAGUCCAAACAAUGGCUUCCCCAGCCCAAAGAAAGUGACGAGUCCGAACAAGGAACUCCCGAAUCCGAUGAAGAGACUUCCGAGUCCUACGAAAGAGUUUCCUCACCGACCUCACCCUCCUGUUCCCGAAAAGACAAGGUUGGACCCCAUCGCUCCCUCUCGGACUGGGCAACGUUCUCCCGGGCCGAUCGUGCCGACCCAAAGUCAGAGAAUGUCUAGAGUUGAAACAGAGCUCGACAUCCCUCCCCAGGUACCUUCAAAGUCGCCCAUAACCACUGUUUCACCCCCGCAUCCGCCUCUGCCUGAGCGAAACAAUACAUAUCCUCGAGCAAGAGCUCCUUCGGCGCCGAAAGCGUAUCACGGCUUACGGACUCCUGAAAGCAAACCAAACGCUCAGGAUCCUCGGAAUGCUUCAGCUCUCCAGAGAUCGCACCCUUCACAAGAAAGGCCUCCGGUCGCCAAAAGGUUUCUACCAGCACCUACUGCAAACUCCAGCAACACCAGCUUGAGUGCUGAGGAGUUCUUACUGGGGGCGCGUAUAGGACAGGCGUUACUUGACCAGCUGGACCAUGACUCUGCACCUUCCCUUCCCACGACACCUUCCGUCCCGACACUCCAGUCGAGACGAUCCAGUGUCGACAAGCCUCCAGGGUCUUUUAGAAGACAGAGGACAUUGUCUCGGACCUCGAGUACCCCUUCGACCACUCCCAGAGGGCCAAAGCGUCUCAGUAUGCCAGUCACUCCGAAUUCUACUGCAAGCCAUACAGAAGGCGAGAUACACGACCAUGCAAAGUACUUGCGCUCUCCGCAUCUCAAUCGGACCUUGUCCAUCCCACGACAAUCCCCCGAUCCCCCACUGACCGUCUCGUGGGCAGAGGUCGGUCACCCGAAAGGCCACCCGGUCGUCUUCUUCAUGGGCCUAGGCUGCGUCCGCUACCUCAUUGCCUUCUUUGACGAUAUCGCUCGCGCCUUCAACUUGCGCAUUAUUUGCAUAGACCGUUGGGGCCUCGGCAAGACUACCCAAGUGCCGCAAGAGAAGCGGACUGUAUAUGAAUGGGCCAAAGUGGUGGAAAAGGUGUUGGAUGAUAUCAAGGUGGAUAGGUUCCAACUGAUAGCGCACAGCGCGGGGGCACCGUAUGCGCUUGCGGUGGUGGAAAGAUUAGGGAAUAGGGUGAGGGGAACGCUGCAUUUGCUUGCGCCGUGGGUCAGUACGGAUAUAGAUGGAGGGUACAAAUGGCUCAAAUGGGUGCCCAAAGGGGUGAUCAAGUCCGCGACAGCAGCCGAGUGGAAACUCCAAAGCUACCUUUUGGGCAAACCUCCUCCGCUCACUUACAAACCCGUGAGCCAUAACGCGGCACCAGUGUCUUAUGGUAGCCCAAAACCGUCCCUCGAGGAAGAAGCACUUUACCGCGAGUCCAAAAGCGCACAGGCGACACCUCAGACGACCCCUGCGAAAGGUCCUGGCAUUGUGCGGAAAGCGUCGCAGAUACUGCGACCGAGGUCGAGCGGGACACCACCGGGGAAAGACAAGCACGGUCAGCUCGGCCACAUCCGUUCGCUCAAGAGCUUGAGAGGUCACUCCGAGUCUCGAGUCACAACAUUGUCGUCCCCUAGUAUCAACACCCCUUCCUCGCGUUCUCCCAAGAGCUCCACCCCGCCGACUAUCGGCAUGGAUGACUCUGAUGCAGAAUCAGACGCCGAGCAUGAUUUCGGGUUUGGCGAAGGGUUUGACGCCAUGUCGAUCAAUUUGAAGAUGCCGGCACCGCCAUCUAUCAAAUUCAGACCUUCCUAUUCGUCUUUCAGGACUACUUCUACUGCUUCCUUACCUUCUACCACCGAGACAAGCUGGCCGUCAGCGCCGACUAGCCACGCAUUCACGCUCGUGCUCACCCAGGCCUCCCAUGCCGAGUCCGAGCCCGGCACAACUUCCGACAUUUUCUAUGUCAUCCUCAACUCCCAGUCGAAGAUCGCUGGCCCGCUGGUAGACUACACAAAAGUCAAUCAUCCAACCAAGGUCUGGUAUGGCCAGAAAGACGAUAGGAUCAGUGAGAAGGCGAUGAGGUGGUUGGAACGAUGUAUGGGCGAUGUGCAGCUGGUGGUGGUGGAAGGGGAGGGACAUGGGUUGUUGAGCAGUGUCAAGGUCAUGUGGGAUGUGUUUGAAAGCUUGGGAGGAGAGGCGAGACAGUGGGGAAGGAUUGAGGAAUGA
Messenger RNA from Cryptococcus wingfieldii CBS 7118, 3057 nucleotides. RefSeq lists its product as hypothetical. The transcript is spliced from 3 exons. The record is from RefSeq and is a predicted model, not a curated record. Bases 1 to 3057 code for a protein of 1018 amino acids. NCBI's taxonomy places the organism in Eukaryota, Fungi, Basidiomycota, Tremellomycetes, Tremellales, Cryptococcaceae.